This is a messenger RNA of Alternaria arbusti, 27576 nucleotides long. Its product is annotated as Glycopeptide NRPS. The record is from RefSeq and is a predicted model, not a curated record. NCBI's taxonomy places the organism in Eukaryota, Fungi, Ascomycota, Dothideomycetes, Pleosporales, Pleosporaceae. Gene Ontology annotation, cellular component: cytoplasm. Gene Ontology annotation, molecular function: phosphopantetheine binding; catalytic activity. Gene Ontology annotation, biological process: amino acid activation for nonribosomal peptide biosynthetic process; secondary metabolite biosynthetic process. Bases 1 to 27576 code for a protein of 9191 amino acids. The transcript has 5 exons.
AUGGCUACGCCUGUCGCCGAUGUGGGCGCAGCCACGGCCCAGGAUGUCGCCCAGUAUCAUCAGUACAAUGACUACGUUGAAGUCGUAGACGAAUCGUCCCGAGCGCACGACCUGAUCGAAGCGCACAUGGUGCAGGACUCGUCCGCGCCGAGCGUGUGCGCCUGGGACGGCGGGUGGACGUAUGGGGAGCUCGAUCGGCUUUCGUCAGCCCUGGCAAGCCGACUGGCGGCAUGCGGCGUGGGGUGCGAGGACUUCGUCCCCGUGCUUGUGCCCAAGUCGAAAUGGACCGCUAUUGCCGUGCUCGCCGUGGUCCGCAGCGGCGCGGCCUUUGUGCUCCUAGACGAAGCGCACCCGCAGCGCCGUCUGCGCGAGAUUUGCUCUGAGAUGCACGCCACCAUGGUUGUGGCGGCCGAGGGCCUGCAGAGCCGGGCCAGCCAGCUGGUCGACGGCAGCCCUGUCUUCGCAGUGGGUGCGUCGUCCCUCCUAUCUGGCGUGGCCGACGACGAAGCUUGGCGUGCGUCGCCUGUCACCGGGGCCAGCGCGCUCUACGCCGUCUUCACGUCGGGCUCUACGGGCCGUCCCAAGGGGGCGGUGGUGGAGCACGCCUCGCUCUGCGCUGCGGCCUUGGCGUCAGGGCGGGUGCUGGGCAUGAGCGCCCAGAGCCGCGCCUUCCAGUUCGCGUCCUUCGCCUUUGAUCCCACCAUCAUGGACUUCCUCCGCACGUGGAUCCAUGGCGGCUGUGUGUGCAUCCCCUCGCCUCAGCAGGCAAGGGACGACGUCGCCAGUGCCUUCACAGCGCUCCGGGCCAACAUGGCCAGUUUGACGCCCUCGGUAGCCCGGCUGCUGGACGCUGAAGCGCUCCCGGGCCUGCGCGUGCUUGAGUUUGCGGGCGAGCCUAUGCUCCCAGCCGACAUAGACAAGUGGGCGGAUCGUGUCGUCCUCGUUAACGCGUACGGCAAUGCCGAAUGCUCUGUAUACUCCAUCAUGCGCUCUCCAAUGCGCCGUGACCUCCCUCCAAACAAUAUUGGCUACCCCGUGGCCUGCGUCGCGUGGAUCGUCGACGAGACGGACGCCAACAUCCUACUCCCGCCGGGCCAGACUGGCGAGUUGGUGCUCGAAGGACCCGGCAUCGGCCGUGGCUACCUCCAUGACGCCGCCAUGACAGCCACGGCUUUCAUUGUCGAUCCGACAUGGCUAGCCACAUUUCGGGGCCUCCCGCCGCGUGGGACGCGCCUGUACAAGACUGGCGAUCUGGCGCGAUACCAGCAGGACGGGUCGAUUCUGUGCCUGGGUCGUAAGGAUACACAGACCAAGAUCCGCGGGCAGCGCGUUGAGCUAAAUGAGGUCGAGUGGCACAUUCGGGACCAGCUUGAGCGCGACGACGACGUGGUCGUCGAACUAGUUCGCUGGCACGGUGCCGACCAAAGCCGGGCGGCGCUCGUGGCCUGCGUUCGGCUGCAUCAGCCUUCGCGUGCCGCUGAGGAACCCCCGGAGCAAGGCGAGCUGCUCGCCCCACCCAGUGAGCCCUUCCGCCGCAAGAUGGAGGACGUGGAGCGCGUCCUCCAGUCUCGGGUGCCCGCGUACAUGGUGCCCAGCGCUUUUGUUGCGCUGCAACGUAUGCCUCUUUCUCUUUCAGGCAAGACAGACCGCAGGCGUCUUCGAGAACUUGUUGCCAAGACACCUUGGGCUGAAGUGGAAGCCUAUAUGCUGGCGGCGAGGACAGAUGACUCGCCCACUCUACUAACUACAGAGGGGGAGCGGCGGCUUCGAAACGCCUUUGCACAUGUCCUGGGCGCCGACCAAACCGCGUGGAAUCCGCAUCUCGAGCGCCUGAAUCUUCGCGAUGGACCGUUACUUCUGGCCCAGCUCGUCGGUGUGGAAGGCACUGGGCCUCAGUACCUGCAUCUAGCAGCGCCCGAGGUCGUAGUCGAUCAACUGUCGUGGGACAUAAUUACUCACGACAUUCGUAAGUAUCUGGAGUCAGGCGCCGCCCCAGCACGCGUAGCUACAGGGUUAUUCCAAUCAUGGUUGGUUACGAAGUCGCUACGAUUGACGAUCGAAGCCGUUGAGGCAAAACAGACACUACCGUCGUUGCUUGGGUUCGUGGAUGCAUGCACGACCACUGACCUACGUCCUCCCAAUAAGCCUUUGGUCCAGUUCGAGCUGGAUGCGGGUACAGCCACCACAUUAUGGAAAACAAGUGUUGAAGCACUUCGUGCCGAUCCCAAGGAGUUAUUUCUGGGAGUUCUAUUCCAUUCAUUGAAGUCCAUCUUCCCAGAUCAAGAGGACGUUUUCAUGCUUGUCGAGCAUGAUGGGCGAACGCGCCAUGUAGUGCACGAGGUGGGUCAAUUUACUUCGUACACAUCGCUGGUUCUGUCGGCGAAAGAUACAGAUUUGCUUGGCGUCGUACGUCACGCAAAAGACGCCUUUCGAGCUGCAUCCAGGAGGCACGAUGUCAGCCGCAUGCGGGCUGGUCAGAUAUCCAUUGUCCUGCACUGGAAUACCAAGGAGGCCCUCUCAGCAUCUGCCACCGAGUCCGAAUCCGAGAUGCGCCGACUGUUCCAGCCAUCGUUCGAUUGGACAGGGCAUGAGGCUUCAUUACCACGUCUCCAGCCGGGUACCCUCGACGUUGUGGUGACAUGCACACAGGAACUUCCAUCCCUCAGUGUACAGCUGGUGAGUGCCCAAGAAGAGUUGACCGAAGAUUGUCUGCGCCAGUGGUUUGAAUGUUGCCGGACCUCGCUGGUCGAGAUUCCACAGCAAUGGGGCGAAGUCCAGCUCCAGCCACAACUCAGUGACUUUCCCCAGCUCGACAUGAGCCAAGAAGACUUCAGGUCCGUGAUCGACGACCUUGCACAGAACCAAAGGUUGGACAUGUACGAUAUGGAAGACAUAUACCCAACCGCAUUCAUACAGCAAGGUAUGCUGCUCAGCCAGGCGCGCUGCCCCUGGACGUACAGUUCCUCCACCACCUGGGAAGUGCGGUCACGCGAUGGGCAUCCGCUUGACCUAGCCCGGCUGCGUGACGCCUGGGUGAAGACAGCCAUGGUUCACGCCAUUUUACGGACAGUCUUUGUACAAGACCGUAAUGGGGCGUAUCACCAAGUGGUCCUGAAAAAUCCCCGCCUAGCCUUAGUGGUGCGCCACCUUGAUGGCAAGCUUUCCGCAUCGCCCCGGAACGAGUGGGACGAAGAUGAGAAGCCCAUACUUCCAUGGAAGAUUAAACUCGUGGCCAACGAGUGUGGUGAGAUGGUAACUUGUGAGCUCCACAUCAGCCACGCCCUAAUGGAUGGCGACUCGAUGCGUGUCCUGGUUCGUGAUGCCGGACUGGCGUACGAUGGAAAUCUCCAUGCUCUGGAGCCUCCACAAUAUGGCCAAUACAUUGAGUACCUGCGUCAGUUGCCCCAAGAACGUGCUCUCGAGUAUUGGAAAACCUACCUCCGGGAGACGGAGCCUUGCCUCUUUCCCCUCUCUGAUAGUAUUGAGCCCCAGACUGCUGAACGACCCCUUCAAAACAUUGAAAUUGUGCUGGACGACUCUUCGGGCCUCCGCCACUUCUGCGAAACGGAGGGUGUGACGCUAUUCAAUGUGAUACAGCUCGCUUGGGCCAUUGCGCUCCAGUGUUACACAGGAAACAAUGCCCCCGUCUUCGGUUAUCUAACGUCGGGUCGCAAUAUCCCCGUCAAUGGCGCCGAGGAUAUUGUCGGGCCACUGAUCAACAUGCUGGUCAGCCGAGUCGAUCUAGAUCGAGGCGUCAGUGUCAGACAUGGUCUUACGCAGUGCCGCGAUCGCUUCACGGAAAGUCUUCCCCACCAACAUUGCGCCUUGUCCGACAUCUACCGUGUGCUAGGGCAUUCCGGUGCUGGACUCUUCAACACUAUCAUCACAUACCAGAAGGAUGUGCCCGUGGAGGCCAAUCAAAGUAUCAAAUUUGAACAAAUUUGGGAUCAACAACCCACCGAGUUCGAAAUAGUCGUGAAUGUCAUCGUCUCUCGCGAUACCAUCGGCAUUUCUCUCAUCCACGAAGUUGGCAAACUUUCGGACGCUAUGUCAAGUAGUCUCGGGCGCACAUUCAGCACCGUCAUCGCUGACAUCGUUGCGCGUCCGGAUGCUAGCGUGUCCGAGCUGAACCUCGUCAGCGACCCUGACCUGGCCCGCAUGCUCUCCUGGAACAGCCCUCCUGCCACACCGGUCAAUGAGCCCGUACAAGACCAGAUCCAGAGAAUGUGCCUUCAGUUCCCCGAGCGGCUGGCCAUCGAUGCUUGGGACGGCGCCCUGAUAUACCAUCAGCUGUGGGACCACGCCAACCGUCUUGCUGCGGUGCUGCGGUCUCACGGCGCGAAGAGCGAGAUGCCCAUUCCUAUGUGUCUUGAAAAAUCAGUCUGGGGGCCGGUCAGCAUGUUGGCGGUCUUGCUGGCCGGCGGGGUCUGCGUACCCAUUGACCCUAAGGCGCAUGUUGAGCGAGUGCAAGCCAUUAUCGAGGAGACAUCCCCAUCCAUUAUCCUGGUUUCGUCCCAGACCGCCCAGAUUGAUUUCGGUUGCCCUUGCAAGAAAGUCGUUGUAUCUUUCGAUAUGCUUGCCCUCUGGUCGAAUCGAGAGGAUGCGACUACAAGCGCCCAUGUGCGACCUGAAAGCGCUGCUUUUUUGUUAUUCACUUCAGGAAGCACAGGUCGUCCCAAAGGCAUCAUCCUGCAGCAUAGUAGCCUUAGCACGUCAUUUCGGGAACAGCGAGACCGUCUGCUCAUGGACUCAGCGUCUCGAGUCUUGCAUUUCGCAUCCUAUACCUUUGACGUCAGCGUUUUCGAAGUACUUACCACUCUCACGGCGGGAGCAUGCAUCUGUAUUCCUUCUGAAGCCGCGAGAGUGAACGAUCUGCCUGGGUUCAUCCGCGAUAGUCGGAUAAACUGGAUGAUAUCCACGCCGUCGCUCUUCCGCUUAUUUCAGCCCGAGACCAUAAGUAACGUGCGCACAGUAAGUCUGGCAGGAGAGAUCAUACCGCAAGACAUCAUCGACCUCUGGGCAGGUCGGGUGCAGCUGUUCAACGCCUACGGUCCAGCCGAGUGUACCAUUUGCACUACUCACAAGAUCGAACUCGAUACUUGGAUUCCUGGUACGAUUGGACGCCCUGCUGGCGGGGAGGCAUGGGUGGUGGAUCAGUUCAACGUCAAUCGACUCGUGCCGGUGGGCGCGGUAGGAGAGCUGCUUUUUCAGGGCCCUGUAGUAGCCCGGGGGUAUUUCCAGCGACCGAAUGCCACAGAAAAAGCUUUUCUACCAGGGCGGACACCAUGGCUACCCGCCUCCUUUUCUGAGGGUCGAGGUGCCCUAUAUCGGACGGGAGAUCUAGUGUCCUACAACAUCGACGGGACUUUGCGCUAUUUGGGACGCAAGGACACGCAGGUCAAGCUUCGCGGGCAGAGAAUCGAUUUGGAGGGCAUUGAGUCCCAGAUCAGGCGCCAUCUUCCUACCGACCAUAGUGUUGUAUUGGAUGCUGUUCAAACUAACGAUCAUGACAACACUAAGUUUCUGGUCGCCUUUAUCCAGCCAGGGUCGGGGAGCGAGGGUGAUGGAGUGGAGCUGAUGGUAGCUGGCGAGAGCUUCCGCGCUCUUGUUUACGGCGCCCAAGCUAAGCUUGCUGCUACCGUGCCCAACUACAUGAUUCCCCAACUGAUGAUCCCCGUCACGCGCAUACCCAUGUCCAAGACAGGCAAGACCGAUCGCCGGCUCCUGCGGGAGGCGGUGUUGGCACUAUCGCGCGCAGACCUUGAAAGACUGGUCUGGGCGCAAGACGGACCAAAGCCGCAGCCGACCACACCAGCUGAAGAGGCGAUGCAGCGUCUGUGGGCCGUUGUUCUCAGCCGUCCCAAAGAGGCUCUCGGUAUCCAGGACGACUUCUUCCACAGCGGUGGAGACUCAAUCAUGGCUAUGAAGCUGGUGGGACUUGUGCGUGCCGAAGGCUAUUCACUGGCCGUCUCGGACGUCUUCCAACGGCCCACACUGGCCGGUCUGGCGGCGGGAUUAAAGGAAACCGCGCCUCUGUCAAAAGGCCUACAGUACGUUCCUUACAGUCUCAUACCGCCAGAUCACCGGACGCAGACACUACGGGAAACGGCUAUGGAGAGUUGUGUCGUGGCAUCAGAUGAGCUCGAGGACAUCUACCCGUGCACGGCGCUCCAAGAGGGCCUCAUGAGUCUCACCAUCAAGCACCAAGGCUCGUAUGUUGCACAGUAUGAGUAUGAACUCGGCCGCGACAUAGACCCUCGCCAGAUGGCGAAUGCCUGGGACACCGUAGUGGCGGCAAAUCCUAUCCUGCGAACCCGAAUUAUACAAGCCCCAUCUGGCUAUUUGUUCCAAGUCGUGCUAAAGCACGGCACCGCUUGCUAUCUCCAAUACUCCGGUCUUGAGGAAGCAAAAAAUGUAGCGAAGAAGCAACAGAUUGGCCUGGGAAUGCCUCUGAUGCGGUGCUACUUGGGCAUCGAAGGCGACCUGACCCAUUUGGUCCUAACCAUCCACCAUGCUGUCUACGAUGGUUGGUCCAUGACACUUCUACUCGAACAGCUGGAGUCGGCCUACAGGGGUAUACAGCCAAGGAUCCAGUCUUUCACGGGGUUUAUAGACUACGUUGGCAGUCUGGAUCCUGCUUCAUGCCGUCAGUUCUGGCAAACUUACUUUGAGAGCAUCGACACUAUCUUGUUCCCUAAGCCACAGAGACACAACUAUCAUGCCCUCGAGGCUGCCAAAAUGCAACUCAUCGAGCAGAGGCAGGACAUACCGGCGGCUUGCUCCCGCUUUACCCUUUCAACCAUUGUCCGUCUUGCAUGGGCCCUCGUCCUUGCGAAGCACACAGACUCGCACGAUGUUGUCUUUGGGACCACUGUUGCCGGACGCAGCGCUCCCGUAGACGGCAUAGAGGAGAUGACUGGCCCAACCAUCGCCACCGUUCCGCUGCGGGUACAGAUCCAUCCCUCAUCCACUGUAGAGCAAUGUCUAGAUGACGUGCAGAGACAAACGAUUGCCAUGAUUCCCUACGAAGGAACUGGGUUACACAGAAUCCGAGACAUCAGUGCAGACGCCGCUAUAGCAUGUCAGUUCCAAAAUCUACUUGUGGUUCAGCAAAAGGGGAGUUUCUACCAGCCUAAACUAUUGCAUGAAGUGCACCGUUCCACGGACAAUAUUGCUGCCAUCAACACCUACCCUCUGACGCUGUUGUGCAAUCUGAACGGAGAUCAUGUUCUGACGCAAGCGUCUUUCGACCCACAAGUACUGGGUGCAGCCAAGGUCAACAAUCUCGUCAGCCAGUUUCACAAUGUCAUCCUCCAGUUGCUUGGUCCAGUGUCUCUCUCCGUGGCCGACAUCGCACUGGACGGAAAAGAGAUGCCGCACCAGCUACGAUCUUGGAACGAACACAUACCAUCCACGGUAGAUGCCACGGUAGAUGCCCUUAUUGGAUCCCAUUUCGAGAACCGACCCGAGGCGCCCGCGGUUCAUGCCUGGGACGGAGACUUGUCAUAUGGGCAGCUGAACAACCUGUCGGCUCAACUGGCCUCGAUACUUGUGCAGAGGGGUAUAGGCCCUGAAAUCACAGUUCCGUUAUACUUGGAGAAGUGCAGAUGGACGCCCGUGGCCAUGAUGGCAGUCCUCCGGGCAGGUGGCGCGUUCGUCAUGCUGGACCCGGCCCACCCACCUGACCGCUUGAAAAGUAUUAGCUCCCAACUAGAUGUGGCUAUAUUGCUAUCCACGAGUACACUCUCCUCAACAGCCCGACAUAUCGCUUCUGAUGUUCUUUAUCUCGACCAGCUAGACUUGAACGACGCUCACGACGACACGGUGUUGAUGCUGCCACACGGGGCCGGGGCCCAGAACAAGCUGUAUGUAGUAUUCACUAGUGGCACGACUGGGACUCCUAAGGGUGUUGUCAUCGAACACGGUGCAUUUCUAGCGAGCGCAUUUGCCAUUCAAGAUACCCUAGGCCUGGGACCCUCUACACGGGCCCUGCAAGCAGUGGCCUACGCGUUCGACGUCUCCAUAUUCGACCAUCUAGCUGUCCUUUUGGCAGGUGGCUGCUUAUGUAUCCCUCGCACCACGCACAUCCACAGUGAUCUGGGUGGUGCCAUCAAGAAGAUGGAAACCGACUACGCCCUCAUGACACCAUCAAUGGCCGAGCUCUUUCGACCCGAAGAUGUUCCUGGCCUACGCACAUUGGCUCUUGCAGGCGAGCCCAUGACAGCGGGCUUGGUGGCUACCUGGGCCGACCGCGUCAAGUUGAUCAACGCAUACGGCCCGGCAGAGUGCUCCGUCAUUUGCUCCAUCUUAGCGCCUGUCCACCGCCAGGGCCACCACCCCGCUAACAUCGGCUUCGCGACCGGCAGCGCGAGCUGGGUCGUGGACAAAGACGAUCACGACAAACUGGCACCCAUGGGCACGGCGGGGGAGCUGCUGGUCGAGGGUCCAAUCCUAGCGCGCGGGUACCUCCACGAUGUGGUCAAGACACAGGCCUCAUUCAUACUUGAUCCAGAGUGGACACGAAGGAUGCUCCCAGCACGCGCCCCCCGCCGAUUCUAUAAGACCGGUGACUUGGUACAGUACCAGCCGGAUGACGGAUCGCUGCUCUACAUCGGCCGCAAGGAUACGCAGGUUAAGAUACGAGGGCAGAGGAUCGAGCUGGGCGAGAUAGAAUACCGCGUCAAAGAUGGGUUUCCUGAAGCUGCGCGCCUGGUUGUAGACGUUUUCACGUCUGUGGACGAGGGUUCCACGCCCAUCCUUGCGGUUUUCGUCCAGAUGGCUCCAGAAUUUGCAAGCCUGAUGGGCGUACCAUCUGCUUACCCUCCUUUCGCCUUGGUUACAGAGGCGUUUAGCAGAUGCGUAGAGUUCGUACUGGCGCGCUUGCGCAAGACGCUGACAGCGGUUAUGCUGCCGGCCGUGUUCUUUCCUGUCGUGCAGAUUCCACUCACUGCGACAGGCAAGGCUGAUCGCCGAAAGCUUAAACAGGCGGCCUCGCGCUUCACACAAGCUGACGUUCGCCGGUACAUGCUGGUAGAACAGAGUAAGAAGCCUCCGGCGUCGGCCACUGAGAGACUGGUUCAGUCCACCUGUAGCCGCGUGCUCAACGUGCCAAUUGAGGACGUCGGGAUGAAUGAUAGCUUCAUACAGCUUGGUGGGCACUCAAUCUCAGCAAUCCAUUUUGUUGGUCAUAUUCGAUCCACCGGCUGGGUUGUGGAAGUGGCGCAUGUCCUCAUUCAGCCCACGCUGGCUGACCUGGCGGCUAAGUUGCGCCCCAGUCAGAUCACGGCGGCUUUGCCACAUGUUGCGCCUUUUAGCCUCGUGAGCGACCAGGAAAAUGUGUCUAAUAUGCGGCAUCAAGCGGCUGAUGCUUGCUCCGUGGCCGUCGACGACAUCGAGGACGUGUACCCGGCCACGGCGCUCCAGACAGGCCUGCUGGCCUUAAGCUUGAAGCGUCCAGGCUCCUACCAAGCCCACUUCCACCUGAAACUUGCAGCUCAUGGCGACAAGGAGAAACUCAAGCGGGCAUGGGAGGCCACCGUGGAAGCACACUGCAUCUUGCGCACCAGGUUCUUCCAGGGUGCUGAUGGCGAAUUACACCAGACUGUCGUUAAUACCGGGGUCCAGUGGCACACAACAACCUGUGGUGACGACGGUGUUCCAAGAGCAACUCGCUUUACCGUGACUCUAGGCGAUGCGCUUACCCGCGCUACCAUAGUCCAAGAACCCGGACAGGCCCAGGUCAUAUUGGUGCUCACGCUGCACCACGCACUAUACGAUGGUUGGUCACUCCCGCUGCUUUUCAAGGACCUCCAAUCGGCGUACCUGGGACAUGCGCUGCACUCAUGUCCAUUCAACGGGUUUGUGGCGUACUUAGGCCAAGUCAACGUGACUGAAAUGUCACAUUUCUGGAAAACGGAGCUGCAGGGUCUGUCGUCUGCCCCAUUUCCUGUACUUCCUACUGUUCACUACGCCCCGUCAGCCACCGAGGUUCUGGAGCAUACCCUUGAAUACCCCAAUGCAAAUGCUCAGUUCACAACCUCGACCAUCCUACGUCUGGCAUGGGCGGCCGUCAUCUCUAGCUACACGGGGCUCGAUGACGUCGUGUUUGGUACUACGGUAGCGGGCCGCAAUGCGUCCGUGCCAGGGAUUGAGGCCAUGACAGGGCCAACCAUUGCCACGGUACCGUUUCGCGUGCGCGUUGAUCCCACGCAGCGGACACAGGACGCCUUAGAGGCGCUGCGGACGCGCAGCACGCAGAUGAUCCCGUACGAGCAGGCUGGGCUCCAGCAGAUACGUACAUUGAGCCCAGAGGCGGCCUUGGCCUGCCAGCUCCAGAGCUUACUCAUCAUUGAGUGGAUGGAGCCGUCAGAGUCUGGCACUGAAUUCGCCGAUUUUAUCGUCGAUGCCAAGUCAGGCAAUGACGAUCGAGCGUUCUCCUCCUAUGCUAUCAACAUCACAUGUGAGCUUUUCGCCUCUUCGAUCAAGUUCUGCGUAGCCUACGACCGUGCUGUCACUGAACCUGGUGUCAUGAACAUGAUGCUUUUCCAGUUGAUGCACACCACAUCCCAGAUCAUGGCCAACUGUCCACUCGUUAAGGACACCUUGACUAUCAGUCCUGAAGGGAUAAAGUCUUUGUCACAGUGGAACACAAUUCCGCCUUUUGAACCAAGGUGUGUUCACGACAUGAUCUUGUGCCAUAGCCAGAGUACGCCCGAGGCGGUGGCGGUGAAGGCAUGGGACGGGCAGUUGACCUACAGGCAACUCGCGGCAUUGUCGUCACGCUUGGCAGCCUCGUUGCAAAAUCAUGCACUAGGUCACGAGCCUAUCAUUCCCUUGCUAUUUGAGAAGUCCAUGUGGACGGUUGUCGGUAUUAUUGGUACGCUCCUGGCAGGAGGGGCAUUUCUUCUGCUGGAUCCUACCCAACCUGCAGCGCGCUUACGUUUGCUAUGCGAAGUCGUCGGUGCUGAGGUUGUUAUUGCCUCGGAGAAGCAGGCUUCGUUGGCCGCCGCUGUGGCCCCAAAUGCGUCAGUGCAACUCUGUUCCGACGUGGCAAUCUGCGGAUCCGUUGGUUCUGAGCACGCAAAAGCGCUGCCUCCUUCAGACCCAAGCCGACUUCUGUAUUGUGUCUUUACCAGUGGAUCAACAGGGACGCCAAAAGGCGUUCUGAUUGAGCAUGCCUCUUUCUGUGCUAGCAUCGCCGGUGUGUGUCAGGUUCUUCCCUUUGGUCCAACAACACGCGUCUUCCAGUUCGCCUCGUACGCCUUUGACGUCGCCAUUACUGACCACCUGGUUCCCCUAAUGGUUGGUGGCAGCAUCUAUAUUCCACGGACAGAGGACGUGAAGAACAACUUCGCGGCUUGCUUGCGCGAGUCCGAAGCCACGUAUCUGGAGCUCGUCCCAUCUGUCGCAAGAACGCUGGACAGAGAAGUCGCAGCGAAGCUUGAUAUAAUCGCACUGAGCGGCGAAGCAAAGACGACCGCCGAUGUAGAGCGGUGGAAAGACCGCCUCGCGAGCGGGUACGGGCCUGCUGAGUGCUCGGCCACUUCCAGCUUCCAGUUUCCUGUCACGGCCAACGACCAUCCACAGGCGCUCGGAAUGAUGACAGGCGGCGCGGGCUGGGUCGUUGAUCCCGCCGACGUCGAGCGACUCGUUCCAGUGGGCGCAGUGGGAGAGCUGAUCAUCGAAGGGCCGAUUGUAGGCCGCGGCUAUCUGAAGGAUCCCGAGGGGACGGCCGCCGCCUUUAUAAAUCCAAUGCAGUGGCUCCAACGUCUUCGAGGGGAUACUCAGCCCCGGGUAUACCGAACAGGAGACCUUGUCCAGCUACUGCCGGCUGGACAUCUACGAUUCGUUGGCCGGAAAGACCACCAAGUGAAAGUCCGGGGUCACCGAAUCGAGCUGGGUGAGGUCGAGAACAACCUCCAUCCCCUGUUUCCCCAAGCGACAAACGUCAUUGUAGAAGUUCUAAAGCCGCGCGAACGACAGGAUCAAGCCUUCCUUUCGGCUUUUGUGGACUAUCCGGCUCCCCUGAGCCGACACAAUGAGCAUGGUAAGAUGACGCUCUUACCCCCAAGCCCCUCGUUCCUGGCCGAUGUACAGGAAGCAGAGCGGCAGCUUCGGGAUACGGUCCCAGCCUACAUGAUUCCAGUCUUGUUUCUUCCUGUGAACCACUUUACGCUAUCGAAUUCCGAUAAGGUUGACAGGAAAGCGUUGCGAGCGCUGGGUAACGGCCGAUCAUGGAAAGACCUCCAGGCGUACCUCAAGACCCGCAAACAUAGGCGCGCCCCAGAAACCGAGAUGCAGCAAGCUCUCGUGAUGCUGUGUGCCAAAGUCUUGAACGUAAACCCGGAAGAGAUCGACAUUGAUGAUGGCUUCCUUUCACUAGGCGGCGACUCCAUCAGUGCCAUGUCAAUGGUAGCCCACGGGAAUGCGCAACACAUCCGCCUCACGGUUGCUGAUGUGCUGAGCCAAUCCUCCCUCGAGAAACUUGCAGUCCGGGCACAGAAAGACAACUCGAUGUUGAUGGUAGUGUCGCACCCAGACGAGACAGCCGAGGUGCCCUUCGCCCUGUCCCCAAUCCAGAAGAUGUUCUUCGCCGGCAUGCCCCCCAACUUGCUGAAUCACUUCAAUCAGAGUUUCUUCGUCGCGCUCACUCAACGAAUCGCACCAGAUGAUUUGCAAUCGGCUAUUCAUAUUCUCUUGCGACGCCACGCCAUGUUGCGAUGCCGCUUCCACCAAAUCAACGGCGAAUGGAUGCAGACCAUCUUGUCCGAGCCGGAGCCACCUCUCUUCAAUUUUUCUAGCGUGCCCAAUCAUAUCGCUGUUGAAAAGAGGGUGCUGGAGAUGCAGCAAAGCCUCGACAUCAAUGAGGGCGUUCUGUUCGCCGUCCACCUUUUCGACAUCGAGAACCAAGGACAGUGUAUGCUACUGGUGGCGCACCACCUGGUGGUAGAUCAUGUAUCAUGGCGCAUUCUUCUCGCAGACUUGGAGCAGCUUCUUCGAAACAAGUCCGCAUGUGAAAUUGGGGAUGCACGGUCAUCUCUGUCCUUCCAGACAUGGUGCCAUCUUCAGAACCAAUUUGUCCGUGAACGUAUACAACCCUCAAUCACCACGCCAGGAUCCAUAGACGAGCAUGGACCUAUACCGGCAGAAACCCUACGCUACUGGGGCUUGGUAGAUAAGGCGAAUACGUACGCAGAUGUUGUGUCCAGUGUCUUUCGCCUGAGCCCGGCAGCGACAGUCAGCUUCACCAAGGACGCUAACACCGCGUUCCAGACAAGGCCGGUCGAGAUACUCCAGGCUGCCCUUAUCUACUCAUUCAUAAAAACGUUUCCCGACCGGGCGACUCCCGUUGUUCACAAUGAAGGCCAUGGUAGAGAGGCAUGGGACGCGUCCAUCGACCUCUCAAGGACGGUCGGGUGGUUUACGACCAUCUGGCCCACGCCGGCGGUGGUACAGCCUGAGCAGAGCCUUCUCGAGGCAGUCAAGCGGACUAAGGACGCACGUCGCCAAGUACCACGCAACGGGUGGGAAUACUUUGCCACGAAGCUCCUACAUAGCGAAGGUGCCCAAGGACUAGCACUUCCCCUGGAGAUUGUGCUCAACUUUGCGGGGUCUUUUCAUGAGCUGGAAGAUAAGAAUGCCCUGUUUCAAUUGCACGAGACCCAAUACACGCGAUUCGACACGGCAGCCCAGAUACCCCGUUCGGAGCUCUUCGAGGUUGCAGCCGUAGUCAAACAGGGACAAUUGCAGGUGCGCAUCUCAUAUCACCGACACAUCUCUUCUGAGCGGAUAGAAAAAUGGGCCGAGGCCUUCCAAACUGCACUGGAGGAAGCCUGUCACAUCCUACCCUCAACCCCGAAGCAGCUCACGCUCGCUGACGUCCCUCUCCUGGAUAUCGACUACCGUGGUCUCGACCAGAUGCUUAAACAGGUGGCCACCGUCUUCAGCGCCAACAUCCCGAUCGAGAUCGAGGAUGCCUAUCCCUGUACCGGCAUCCAACAAGGCAUGCUGCUCAGCCAGGCUAAGAACGCGGCCCAUUACGUGACGGGCACCACCUGGCAAGUUCGAGCCCCGGGGGGUGUCGACCGCCAUCGAUUCCUCGGCGCGUGGCAAGAGGUGGUACAGCGCCACGCGGCUCUCCGCACCAUCUUUCUAGAAAGUCAUGCGGGCCAGGUCUGGGAUCAGGUCGUCCUGCAGUCCACACCAGGACAUGUCAUCAUCCUAGAUACACAUGGCCCACCUCCCGCGGCCGAUGAUGUCGUGCCCAUCACGCCGAUAUGCCCCUGGCACCUUGUACUGCAUGAGGUGGGAGAUGGUAGCUUGACCUGCGACUUUCGAGUCCUUCACGCGCUCGUAGACGGCGUCUCGGUUAACCUCCUCCAACAGCAGAUCGCAGCGGCCUACGAUGGCAAGCGACUCCCACAGCUAACGACGGGCUUGAAAGAUUAUAUCGCUUAUGUGCACGACCUUCCACGCGACGCCGCCACUCGCUACUGGGCCAACUAUCUCGUGGGAACAGAACCCUGUAUGGUACCUAACGUCAACAGCGACACGAUAGAACGUGGUACUGCUGUGAAGUACGUCUUCCGGACGAUUCCUUGUCUCGUAGAGUUGCGCGCAUUCUGCGAACGGCACGGUGUUACUAUGUUCAACCUAGUCCAACUUGCCUGGGGGCUGGUUUUAAGGGCCUAUACCGGGGUCGAAACGCCCUGCUUCGGAUACUUGGUCACUGGCCGUGACGUGCCAGUUGCCAACGUAGAACAGAUCGUUGGGCCUUUUAUAAACAUGGUGGUUUGCAGGAUCCAUCUAGAGGGUAACAAAGCUAUUGCUGAGACGGCUCAGUCAGUUCAUUCAGACUUUCUUCAGGGUCUUGCCCAUCAGCACACAGCCCUCGUUGAGAUUUUCCACGAACUCGGUGUGUCUGGCCGGGGGUUGUUCAAUACUAUCGUAUCGCUCCAAACCAGAACGGAGGAGAAAGAAUUGCAGGGUGAGCCCUCGGGUCUGACCAUGCGUCCGAUCACAGGCGACGACCCGACAGAGUAUGAUCUCACUUUAAACAUCAGUCUAUCCAAAGAUAGUAUGGACUACGCCCUAUGGUAUUACGAGCAUUCGUUUCCUCCGGCACAAGUGGCGGACCUGGCAGGGGCAUUCGAGGCAGCCUUGUUGGGUGCUGUGCGCUCGGUAAAUACUCGCGUGCAAGAUAUCUCCCUCGUAGGCCCAGAUCACCUACAGUGGCUGCAUUCGCGGAACGAAGUACUUCCCGAGGCUUAUGAUGAGUGCAUCCACGACGCCAUCUCGCACGUCAUUUUCGAGAAACCCUCGGCGCCUGCCGUGUACGCGUGGGAUGGAAGCUUCAGCUACGGAGAGCUGGGACGACUGGCUUCGCUCCUGGCCCAAGUCCUGGUCCAGAAGGGCGUUCGAAGUGAGCAAUUUGUGGCGAUCCAUCUGGAGAAGAGCCUGUGGACAGCUGUAUCGAUGCUCGCCGUCCUUCAGGCUGGUGGCGCCUUUACACUGGUGGAUCCGUCUCUCCCACUAGCACACAAACAGGUCCUUUGUGAUGAGAUCGCGUGCCAAGUCUUGAUUACUUCGGCAGCUUCACGUUCUGCCCAGCCCUCUGUUCUGCACACCGUACAGAUUGGCUAUGAUCAGGCAGAUGAGUGGGCCACGACGUUAACCUGCGAAUCCGGGAGGUAUCCAGCGCAGCCUGACAAGCUCGCGUAUGCCGUCUUUACCUCAGGCUCGACAGGCAAGCCAAAGGGCGUUCUGAUCGAACAUAGGUCCUUCUGUGCCAGUGCGCGGGCCCAGCAUCGCCACCUGGCUAUAGACGGCGCAACGCGGGUCCUGCAGUUCUCAGCGUACUCAUGGGAUGUCAGCAUCAUGGACCAUCUAGGGACACUUAUGGCAGGCGGGUGCGUCUGCAUCCCUUCAGAGAGCCAGAGGAUAAACGAGCUAGCGGGCGCGAUCCGACAGUACGGCGCGACGUGGAUUCAGACGACGCCGCCUGUGGUGCGUCUACUCACCCCCGAACAGGUGCCUUCGUUGCAGACGGUGGUGCUCAUCGGUGAGACGCCUUCGCAUGACGACGUGAAGACUUGGCGCGGGCACGUGUCGUUACGCGAGACGUAUGGCCCCACGGAGUGCUCAGUCCUCGCUACCGUGAACUUGGAUCUUGCAGGCGACCCACGGAACAUUGGGCGGGAGAGUGCCAGCGUGUGCUGGAUCGUUGACGCUGGCGACCACAACAAGUUGCUGCCAGUCGGCGCCAUUGGGGAGCUGGUCAUCGAAGGGCCGAUUCUCGGUCGGGGCUACUUGAACGACGCCAUCCUGACAGACUCGGUGUUUGUGAAGGAUCCUGCCUGGGCGUCGGCGCUGCAUCGUCCAGGCCCCGUCCGACUUUACAAGACUGGCGAUCUCGCGCAGUACUGCUACGACGGCUCUAUCCGAUAUGUACGCCGCAAGGAUACACAAGUCAAGCUACGGGGUCAGCGCAUCCACCCGGGAGAUAUCGAGCAUCACAUUGCCGACAGUUUUGAGGGAGCCGAACGCGUUCUGGUAGACGUGCUCUCGCCAACGGCCGAGGGCUCUGGUGCGGUGCUGGCAGCCUUUAUCAAAGACGGCGACUUCGCGCCUGUGGGCGAGGCUGCAGUGCGUCCGGACGUGCUGGCUGCUCCCAACGAGGCCUUUGCCGCCAAGGUGGCACGGUGCCAGGCACAUCUUGAGAGCCGACUGCCCAAGCAUAUGGUACCAACCCUGUUCCUCCCGUUAGCCUGGGUGCCCAUGACUAGCACCUGUAAGACGGACCGCCGCCUGCUCCGAAGGCGAGCGGUCGAGCUAAGGCGGGACGAGAUGGCGCACUACUUGGCCGCGGGGCCUUUGGCCAAGCAGGCGCCGACGACACAGGCCGAGUACACGCUGCGGGACGCAUGGAGCCGGGUCCUGGGCAUGCCAGCGGACACUAUGGGCAUCCACGAUAGCUUCUUCCGUCUGGGCGGCGACUCCAUGUCGGCUAUGCGGCUCGUCGCCGAUUGCCGCGCGGUGGGGGUUGCCCUCACGAUGCAUGCCAUUUUCCAGCACCCAACGCUCCACCAGAUGGCGCUGCACAGCGCGGCUGGUGGCCACGCCUUCCCUUUGUCCCUGGUGCAGCGAUGCUUGAUUGAACGCUGCCUUGGCACCGACAGCGUGGGAUGCUUUCGGAGCUUUGUCGUGGAGAGCAGCCGGCCAGGCGUGGAUGCAGAGUGGCUACGACGCGCCCUGGGGGUCCUGGUUGACCGUCAUGCGGCGCUCCGUACGCGAUUCGAAGCGGCCAGCCAGGGAGUGUGGCAGCAGCGCAUCACAGAGGAGGUGGAAACGUCGUACCACGUGCGCGUGCAGCCUGCCCCUAUGUCCAACGAGGGCGAGGUCCAUGUCGCGCGGCAGCAAGGACCCAGCCGGCUCGACGUUAGGAACGGCCCACUGCUCGAGGUUUGCCUGCUCCAGGCUCAACCCGACGUCCAUGGCCAGCGCACCUACAUGCUGUUCUUCUGUCAUGGGCUCGUUGCGGAUGCAGCCUCUUGCCGCAUCUUGACGGCCGACAUGCUUGCCAUGCUUGAGCAGCCCGGGCAUGUCAGGACCGCCUCUGAUGACGCAGCCCCAGCAGCCUUCCAGACGUGGUGUAGCCUGCCGGGCAACAAGGCGCAUCUCAGUACCACGCCAGAUGGCGCGGCUGCGUGGAUGGAACCCGCUACGCAAGCGCAUCCGCAUCUGCAUCGUACCUGCCGACAAGUCCACCUCGGCGUGCCAGGCAGUCGCCUGCUCUGCGGGGACGCUAAUCGCGCCUUCUCAACACAGCCUCUGGACAUUUUGCACGCCGCCCUCGUUCACUCCUUCUCCCAGAUAUUCGGGCUCCAUGAAAAGCCCACCAUAUGCGUCCAAGGCGACGGCCGCCAAUCGGGGCAUGCCUCGCCGGACUUUUCGCGCACUGUAGGCUGUUUCGUUACCCUCUCGCCCCUUCAGCUUGAUGCAACCCACCUCGAUGACUUGGUCCAUCUGGUCCGCCUCGCCAAGGAUGCACGAAGACUACCUCCAACGUCUCGACUCAACACCGGCGAGCCUUCUGCACCAUGGCAACACGAGAUAGCCCUAAGCUUCGAAGCGUCGUGUUAUGACCAAGACCAUGGACUCAGCAACACCCCACAUGCAAUGCACGCUGCCCCCGUCGAGGUUUCUUGCCGUAUGGUUCAAGACGAGCUUGUCGUGUCAUUCAUGUACAACGCAGAAACAAAUAAUGAUGCCCUCAUGACCAAGUGGGCCAACACGUACUGUGAGUCCCUCGCCUCGGCAGUCGCAGAACUAGCCUCCAGAGCACCUGCCUACACCCUGAGCGACUUUCCCCUGCUCCAACUCACGUAUGAAUCCCUCAGCAGCUUUGUGCUUCAAGUCGAGCAUCUGGCCACGUCACAGGGCAACGAAGCUUUUCCAGCCAUUCAAGACGCAUAUCCGUGCGCGCCAAUCCAGCGUGGCAUACUCCUGAGCCAGUCCAAGAAUGUCCAUCUCUACCACCCUCGCUUCGUUUGGAGAUUUCACGCCACCCAGGCAGCAACAGUGGAGCUGCCUCGCCUCCGAAAGGCAUGGCAAACUGUCCUCCAGCGACAUGCCAUUUUCAGAACCAUAUUUGCGCAGAGCAGCGCCGAUGAUGGCUUCUAUAGCCAGGUCGUCUUGCGGUCAACACCAAAUAACAUAACCGAGCUACACUGUCUUGGCGACGAUCCUCUCAGCCUGAUUCGCAACCAGCGUGAAGCGAGUAACCUCGAAUCGCCAUAUCCACCCUGGCAUCUAAUUCUGUGUCAUACCACAACGGGCGAAAUCUUCUGCGACUUGCAAGUGAACCAUGCUCUCAUCGAUGGCACGUCCAUCGCCAUCCUGUCGCGCGAGGUUCAGCACGUGUACGCUGGCGUAGGCCCGGUUGGGGAAGGGCCUUGCUACCGUAGCUACAUUGAAUUCCUGCAGUCGACUCCUUCCAAUGCCAUAGUGGCCUAUUGGAAAAAGAAGCUCUCGGAUAUUUCGCCCUCCUUGUUCCCCAGGAUUUGCGCGACCCGAAUGCAUGCCUCAUCAAAACCGUCCGAGCGGGUGCUGCGGAGUGUCAAUCUUGAAAUUGAGGACGCAUCGCUCAUUCACCACUUCUGUGCCCAAUAUCAAUUGACUGUCUCGAAUGUCGUCUACGUCGCAUGGGCGCUUGUUCUUCGGUGUUAUGUUCAGUCUGAUGCGCCCAGUUUUGCCUACACGACGUCUGGGCGCGACGUACCUGUUUCAGGAGCAGAAGAGACGGUCGGCCCCUUCAUAAAUGCGCUGAUCUGCCACGUUCAGUUACACCCUGAAGCGACGCUCCUAGACGUGUUGCGCACUGUGCAGGGUGACAUCUUGAACAGCCUCAAUUAUCAAAACUGUUCGCUAGCAGAGAUAGGCCAUGCUCUCGCUAUCGAUACGGCUGAGCUAUUCAACUCGAGCAUAUCUGUCCAAGACAACACUCCGCACCAGGACUCGUCUGAUUUCUCCAUAGUUGUCACCAGUGAGCAAGGGGCCGACCCCACCGAAUACGCACUCUCCUUGCAUGCGUUGGUUAACAAGCAAACUGUUGCGCUUUCCAUCGACUAUUGGGAGCAUGAGUACUUGUCGUCCGAGCAAGCCGAUCGGCUCAUCUACACUUUCCGAGAAGCAAUCAAUACUAUCGUGGCGCUGCCUCAGGCCACCGUUGUGCAGGCCAGUCUGCUGAGUACCAAGGAUGUGGGCUUGAUCAAGCAAUGGAAUUGGAACACACCGACAAAGCAUGAGCGUUGCGUACAUCAUCUCGUUGAGAAGUACUUCCAAGACAGGUCCUCCUCCCCAGCCGUGCAUUCUUGGGACGGAGACUUGACCUAUGGAGAGUUGGACCAUCUAUCUGGUCGGCUUGCGGCCUAUCUUGUGACACUCGGAGCGCGUCCUGAGACGUAUAUCCCGUUAGUAUUUGAAAAGUCCAAGUGGACUGUUGUAGCCAUGAUGGCUGUUAUGCGAGCUGGUGCGGCCUUUGUUCUUAUGGAUCCGACAACCCCAGUCCGCCGCCUAGAAGACAUUUGCGCUGACACACAGCCCACCCUCGUUCUCGCCUCGGCCACCCAUCGAGACAUUUUGCAACACGUCUCGGCUCACACAAUUGUCGUAAGUGCCACAAGCGAAAACACGUGGCCCACUCUUGCAGUUCCUGCAGUCCAUGUUCAGCCAUCCAACGUCGUGUACGCUGUUUUCACCUCGGGUUCUACCGGAAAACCUAAAGGAGUCGUCAUGGAGCACGCCUCCUGCUGCUCGACGCUGGAGACGAACAAGGGACCCAAGGGUGUCGAUCAAAACACGCGAACUUUCCAGUUCUCCACCUACUCCUUUGACGUCAGCAUCAGCGACCAUUUGCUGGCCCUCACUCAGGGUGGCUGCGUGUGCAUCCCUUCGGCCUCCCAGCUACAGGAUAUCGAACAGGCGAUCCAGGAUGUUGGCGCAAACUGGGCCGAACUCACGCCUUCAGUCGCUCGGUUGGUCAACCCAUCCCACGUCCCGGCACUCCGAACUGUGAACCUUGGGGGAGAGCCUAUGACUGUCAUCGACAAGUCCCAGUGGCAGGGCUAUGCCCGGCUGGUCAACGCCUAUGGAAAUUCUGAGUGUGGCCCAUGGUGCAUGGCGCAGCCGGAAGUAACGGCGAGAAUGGGCCCGCCUGACAUCGGCGUUGGCACGGGUACGGUAUGCUGGAUUGUCGAUCCCGCCAAUCACCAGGCCCUCCUCCCAGUGGGUGCUGUCGGCGAGAUCCUCCUCGAGGGGCCUUCGGUCAGCCGCGGCUAUCUGCGCCAGCCUGAGCAGACUGAUGCCUCUUAUGUCCAACCCCCAGCCUGGAUUAAUCGCUUCCGGUCAGCAGUCUCGCGCCGCUUUUACAAGACGGGCGACUUGGCCCGCUACCAGCCAGACGGCACCAUGUUGUACAUAGGUCGGAAAGAUACACAGGUCAAGCUGCGCGGCCAACGUCUCGAGCUCGAAGAAGUGGCUUUCCACGUACGCCAGUGUCUGCCGAAGCAUGCUGACGUCGUUGUCGACUUGAUCCGUCCGUAUGGCGAGGACGCAAGGCCCAUGCUGGCUGCUUUCAUUCACGCGCCAGACGACCGCGGUGACCCUUGGCCCGAAGAUGACAAUAUCCUCAUGCCAGCGACGGCAGCUUUCCAGAGAAUCGCUCUCGUGGUUCAGACUGAACUACGUGCGAUGCUGCCCCGUUUCAUGGUCCCAACGGCCUUCUUGCCCCUAGGACGGGUUCCGCUUGGCGCCACGGGCAAGUUGGACCGCAAGCUUCUCCAGGCUUUGGCUGCCCGGAUGACGUUGGAUAUGCUCCAGGCGUAUAUAGCCCUGGCGCCCUCAGUCGACAAAGCACAUCCGGCGAACGAGCUCGAGGGGUCGCUUCAAGAAUGUGUGGCCUGCGUUCUCAACAAGAAGCCAGAGGAGGUUGGCCCGAACGAUAAUUUUUUCUAUCUCGGCGGAGACUCGAUUGGCGCCAUGGAGCUUGUGACCCGCUGCCGCCGUAAAGGUCUGACCGUCACUAUCCCCGACAUUUUCAGAUACAAAACAAUCCGUCAAUUAGCACCGCGAGUCAAGAGAACAAAGAUCAGUCGAAUGAAUGGCGGGGAAGAAAAAGCUGGGGUACAAUUUGAUUUGUCUCCGAUCCAGCAGGCUUUCUUUGACCGCGUCCCCGAAGGUCGGCUUCGCUAUAACCAAAGCUUUCUGGUCGAGCUCCGGGAGCCCACACAGUCAAUAGAGACGGCCAUAUACAUGUUGGUGAGGCGACAUGGCAUGUUGCGCGCCUUGUUUCGGAAGGAAUCGGGCGUGUGGGUGCAGAUGAUCACCGACAAGGUUAAAGAAUCAUUCCGCUACCGCAGCGCGGCCAUUUCCAGCGCAGAACUCAAUCAUCACCUCGAAGAGAGCCAGGCAGCAGUGGAUUGUCAAAAUGGACCAUUACUGGCGGUGGACCAUGUCAUUGUCGAUAGCCGCCAUUACCUUUCGCUUGUUGCACAUCAUCUUGUUGUGGAUCUCGUCUCAUGGCGAGUCAUCAUCAGCGAUCUUGAAGUGUUGCUAGGAGGUGGAUCACUUCUGCCGCAGCAUUAUCUGUCCUAUCUCAGCUGGUGCCGUACGCAAUCAGAACAUGCUCGCACGCAUUUGAAACCGCUUGAGACGUUACCGUCGUUGGAGAAUCUUCACGACUUCGAGGCCGAUGUUGAAAACUUCUGGAGUUGUUCGCAAGCCACUAACACUAACUCCGAAGCGAUCUCGGCUGGUUUUACAUUGGACUCCAACACCACAACGCUUCUUCUGGGAAUCGCCAAUGAGGCUCUACAAACAAAACCCGUGGAACUCAUACAUGCUGCCAUUCUCGAAUCCUUUCUUCGGACGUUCCCGGGACGUCGAUCGCCCAUUAUUCAUCAGGAAGGCCACGGGAGAGAGCAUUGGGAUAGCUCUAUCGACGUAUCUGAGACCGUCGGCUGGUUUACCACGCUUUUCCCCGUCCUGGUUCCCACAGCAUCGGAGUCGGACUUGGUCGAUGUGGUUCGACGCACGAAGGAUGCUCUGCGACAGAUACCGGCUAAUGGCUGGAGCUACUUUGCGGCUCGCUAUCUGCAUCCGGAAGGGCGACGUCUGCUCGAUUUGAAGAGACCUACGGAGAUUCUGCUCAACUACCAUGGGACAUACCGCAGCCUAGAGAGAGAGGGUAAUAUUCUGCAAAGCACGUCAAGAUUCGACGAUCUUCCCCCCAGCAUCGAUCCACAGAUGCCGAGAGAAGCCAUAUUCGUCAUAGAGGCCUGGGUCUCCGGCGAGAGUAUGCAGUUUGAAUUCACCUACAACCAGAACUGCCUUCACCAAGACUUGAUCCUUGAAUGGCUGGCGACCUGCCAAGGCCUUCUUGGCGCGGUCGCUGAGGAACUGUCACACGCGCCUCGUCAACUUACACAGAGUGAUUUCCCACGACUCAGCCUAACGCAACCGGAAAUGGAGACGCUUUUGCAGCACUUCUCGAGCUUGGGCAUCGCGGAAUCAUGUGUACAGGACGCGUACCCGUGCUCACACCUUCAGCACGGGAUACUAUUCAGCCAAAGACGCAACGAAGCGCUGUACGAAACCAGAACAAGAUGGAACCUGACGAUUACCGGGAUCGAUGAGCACAUGGCCGUUGGGUGCAUCGAGACAGCUUGGGAGACAGUGGUGGCCAAGUACGUAGCACUGCGUACCGUCAUUAUAGAAAGCCCUUCUAGCCGUCCAUACGACCAGAUCGUGCUCAAGGACGGCACCGGAAAUGUUUCCAUCUCAAGCCUGUUCGGCCAACGGAAAGAGAAGCAGGGACUACUACCCUGGUCCUUUGCAGUCAGCCAAGCUUCCGAUGGUGGCUUUGAAUGCGCCCUCACCAUUAGUCACGCUCUGGUCGAUGGCCGCUCGCUUCAGUUACUGGGCGCGGAACUCGCCGCAAUCGUGAAUGGAAGCACUGUAGGUCUCGAAACUUUGCAAUAUGGCGAGUAUAUCUCAUACCUGAGUGAUAUACCUGAAGAGAAUGUCAACGAAUAUUGGGGACAGUAUCUGCACGGGGCCACGCCAUCCAGAUUUCCCAAGCUGAGCGCCUCGUCUCAAGGACGAUUGCAUUCGGCUUCCAGGCAAAUUCCUUUCCGCAGUCUCCAACGAUUCUGCGAGGCUCAUGCAACUACACCUUUCAACGUCAUCCAGGUGGCCUGGGCUCUUGUGUUGCGCUGCUACGUGGGGACUGAGGAUGUCUGUUUUGGCUAUCUAGCCUCAGGGCGAGACAUUGCCCUCCCUGGAAUUGAAGAUGCCGUGGGCCUUUUUAUCAACAUGCUGGUUUGCCGUCUUCGGCUAGAUGACAGCCUCCCCGUUAUGACAUUGCUGGAGCAAAAUGAAAGCAACUUUGUUCGUAGCAUGGAGAACCAACACUGUUCCAUGGCUAAGAUACAACACGACCUUGGCCUCCAUAGCGACCCGCUCUUCAAUUCCGUCAUAUCGUACCAAGCUCGCACCGCUACAGGAGCUUCUGACUCGAACGGCCGUAAGGACAGUCAGGCAGUGAGGCUAGAUACGGUCGAUAUCGAUGACCCUACUGAGUAUGGCCUAGUUAUCAACAUCGAUGCUGCCAGUGACGGCAUCGGACUUUCCCUCACUUUCUGGGACGAAUAUCUCGACCCCGAGCAAGGGUUCGCGCUCUGUGACCUCCUAGUACAGGCGGUUGUGCAAAUUGCCGAGAAUCCCCUUGCCACAGUAGCAGACAUCGAGACGCUGAGCGAUGCGGACCGCAAGAAAAUAUACGCAUGGAACCAGAAACUUCCGCAGGCCGAGCGAGCCUGUGUCCACCACGAUAUAGAGGAGCAAUGUCGGGCGCGGCCUGAGGCACCUGCCAUCUGCGCAUGGGACGGCGAACUUACCUAUAGCGAGCUAGAGACGCUAUCCUCGGCUUUUGCCGUGCAACUCCAGACGCUUGGGGUUGGACCGAAUGUUUUUGUCCCUAUCCUGCUAGAGAAGUCCUUGUGGGUGGGCGUCGCAUUGUUGGCUGUCUUGCGGGCUGGCGGCGCAUUCGUCCUGCUCGAUCCAGCCCACCCUGACCUGCGUCUGCAGACCAUCUGCCAGACCCUAGAUUGUCAGAUCCUUAUCUGCUCGCCGAUUGAUCACGACCGAGCCGUCAGGUUGGCACCCCGAGUGGCGACUAUCUCGCCUGCCGAGCCGGAGCGCUGGCCAGCGGGCGAAGAUCUUUCAUGCCACGCGGAUCCAGGUCACGCGGCUUACGCAGUCUUCACGUCUGGCUCCACAGGGAAGCCCAAGGGAGUAGUCAUAGAACACACGCACUAUACAACCAGCGGGCGGUCUCUCCAGAAACGACUUAACGUUUCACCGCAGUCCCGCGUCUUCCAGUUCGCGUCGCAUGCGUUCGACGUCAGCGUCAGCGAUUAUCUCACGACCCUCAUGACUGGCGGCUGUGUCUGCGUACCCUCGGAGGCGGAGAGGCUCAAUAACAUACCCCACGCCGUUACUCGUCUCAAGGCCAAUUGGUUGCAUAUCACGCCCUCGGUUGCACGGACGAUACAGCCAUCGCAAGUCCCGGGAAUUCAUACUCUUGUGCUCAGCGGCGAAGCCCUUCAAGAGGAUAACUUGCAUACGUGGGCGCCCGUUGUCCAUCUGAUCAACGCUUACGGGCCCGCCGAGUGCUCUGUGGACUGUGUGGUCAACGACCAGGUCGCAUCGCACCCUGAGAGUAUCGGAAGAGCGAGUGCCGCUGUGAUCUGGAUCACCGACUUUGCGAAACCAGACCGGCUGCUACCUAUCGGUGCUGUAGGUGAACUCCUCGUCGAGGGCCCUGUUGUGGGAAGAGGGUAUCUCCAAGAGGACGAGUUGACCCGUCAGGCAUUCAUUCCGCAACCAGCCUGGCUACAGCGGUUACGAGGAGCGGAUGCCGCCAGCAGUAGGUUAUACAGAACCGGUGAUCUAGUGCAGUAUCUUCCUAGCGGUGCCUUGAAGUACAUUGGCCGCCAUGAUGGCCAAUCGAAGAUCAACGGCCAACGUGUGGAGCUAGGCGAGAUCGAAUCCCAUCUCAGCAGGCUCUUUCCAGCCUCGCGGGGUGUGACUGUAGCGCUACUCCCGCAGCCGCAGCUCUCGUCACAACGGACACUGACAGCCUUUAUACAGUGGGGAGAGGGUGCUUACAAGGAUACAGAAUGCCACAUCCUGAAAUCGAGUCUUGAUUUCUGCUCCAGAGUUCGCGAUGCCACAUCACAUCUCCGCAAGUGGCUGCCCCUCUAUAUGGUGCCUGUCCGAUUUCUCGCCGUCAGCCACAUUCCACUGAGCCGAUCAGGCAAAGCCGAUAGGACAAGACUCGGCGAGCUGGCAUUGGCCACCGCGUGUGGAGAGCCCGGUGAUGAGGUCCCGAAGCCGCCAAGGUGUCUGACCGUCGCAGAACAGCGAAUCCAAAGGCUAUGUGCCGACGUGUUGGGCCUCUUAUCUGACCACGUCGACAUUGAUAGUGACUUCUUCCACAUCGGAGGAGACUCCAUCAAGGCCAUGCAACUAGUGUCUCAUGCCCGCCGCGAGGGAAUGUCAAUAACGGUGGGGCAAAUACUGCGUUCCACUGCUCUUGCGGACUUGGGGAAGGCAUCCCCACAGCCCUAUGGCUUGCCAAAAGAUGAGGUUCUCAGCAACGGCCACACAGAACCUAUGGAUGCUCAUCUCCUUCGCUCCUUGCCUUGGCAAGCUCUGGCAUUCCAGGAACAUGAUGUAGUUGACGUCUUGCCCACUAUCGAAUUGCAGGCCUUCUCUGCGUCUCGGCCACAAAACUACUGGUUCUUGGAGCUUAAGGGACCCCUAGACACGGCACAGCUGAAGUGGGCUAGCCUCGAGUUAAUUCAGCACCACACCAUCCUUCGUACUGCCUUCGUGCUGCAGAAGGAGAAGACAUUGCAGGUGGUUCUGCGUCAACUUACAUCCCCUCUUAUCGAGCUGGAUACAUGUGGGACGGACCUGAUGGCGUUUGCCGUGGCAUAUAGCAGGAAGGAUUCACGUUCUCAGCGACUGUAUGGAGAGCCACCGCUGCGGCUGACCCUGGUCCGACGCCAUCACGAGCAUCAUGUACUUAUCAUGCGAUUAUCCCACGCUCAGUACGAUGGCUUGUCCAUUGUCAUCCUCAUGAAGAACUUGAUGGAUCUCUACCAGAAGCGCGACAUGGGCACGGCCACAUCUUUCACGGAUUAUACCCGCUAUUGCCUACGCAGCUACACAGAAGAGGCACUCGCCUAUUGGAGUGGGCUACUACGUGGCUCCUCUAUGACAGUGCUGUCAACCCAACGCCCGGAGCUUGCCCCUGUCGCCGCUCGAGCCACCCUAGUCGAGGUCAACGCCAGCGUGCCACGCUUCACGCCGCCGCCCGGCAUUACCGAUGCGACCGUAGUCAAGACGGCAUGGGCGCUCGCCCAAAGCCAGGUGCUGCAGGGACAAGCGGACCUCGUGUUUGGCCAGCUCGUCAGUGGGCGCAGCGGCGACCCUGGGCUGGCCGCAGUCGUGGGGCCUUGUCUGAACCUACUCCCCGUUCGAGUGCAGCUGGCAGGCCCAGGAGGCGGUGAGCACAUCGCAGUGCUGCUGCGCCGGGUUCAGGACCAGCACGCCGCCUCGAUCGACUUUGAAACACUUCCCCUUAGCGUAGUGGCAGCCCAAUGUACGUCUUGGGAUCCGACCGUCGAGUUCGGCUCUAUUGUGCACCACCGAUACGCUCCCGACCAGGUCCGUAUGCAUUAUGGUGUGCUGGAUGCCUACGUAGAUGCCUGGUCGCCCGUCUCACUACCAGGGCGGAACAUCUGGCUAUCAAGCAUCGUUGAUGAUGCCGGCCAGCUGCAGCUAGAUCUAUACUGCAGUAGCGAGGUAGCAUCGAAAGAACGGCUUGAAUACCUUUUAGACGCGCUUUGUAACGCGUUCCGAGCUCUAGUCACCUGCGGCGAUCUAGGUGUCUUAGGUGCCGCCGAAGCUUCUGGAGAAAGCGCCGGGGGCAGCAUAGCCAGUGCUUGA